AACCUUUAAUGUUAGAAAUUGAUAUGUUCAGCAUAUUCUUUCAGUUUAGUAACAUAUCCACCUAUUUACGUCAUUUCUGUGCAAUGAAAAUAUAUUUAUAAUAUAAAUAAAAAAUAUUGUAUUACAUUAAUAGUUGUGAUGAAACAAAAAUUUAAUAGAAUUUUUGCUAAAUUUAUUCUAACAACAAAUGUAUUUAAUUAAAUUAUAUAUAAAUCUUAAAAAAAUUAUAAAUUUUUAUUUUUAUUAUAAUAUAGUAUAUGUUUAUUAAUUUAUAUUAAAAAAAUAUUAUUCAUUUAUUUUGUUUCUAGAAUUUUGUAAAUAUUAAAAAAUGGCAUGGACACAUUAUCAAUGUAUUUUAGCUGUGCUUAUGGUUGUUACCGGAUCUUUCAAUACAAUAUCCGUAAAAUAUGCAGAUGAACAGAUUGUACCAGGUGAAGAUAAUCAGCCAAGACAUUUUAAUCAUCCUUUUAUGCAGUCAGCUUUUAUGUUUAUUGGAGAAAUGAUGUGUUUUGUAGUAUUUAAAGUACUUUAUCAUUAUUACAGUUACAGAGGUGAUAAUUCUGUGGAUAAUAAUCCUUUGACAAAAGGUUCACAUACAUUUAAUCCUUUUACUCUAUUGAUUCCUGCUUUAUGUGAUACAUGUGCUACCUCGAUUAUGUAUAUUGGAUUGACUAUGACAUAUGCAAGUAGUUUUCAAAUGCUUCGUGGUGCUGCAAUUAUAUUUACAGCUAUACUCUCAAUGGGUUUUCUUAAUAGAAAACUAGGUAGUAGAGAAUGGAUUGGUAUAAUAAUGGUUAUAAUUGGUUUAGCUCUUGUUGGAAUCAGUGAUAUAACUAUGGAAAAAUCAUAUAUUAGCACAAAUUCUAUUUUAACUGGUGAUUUACUUAUCAUAUGUGCUCAGGUCAUAACAGCUGCUCAAAUGGUGAUAGAAGAAAAAUUUGUAACAGGACAAAAUAUACCAGCAUUACAAGCAGUUGGAUGGGAAGGUAUAUUUGGAUUCAUUACUAUAUGCAUUAUAAUGAUUCCUCUUAACUUUAUACAUGUUCCACCACCAUUUGCUGACAAUUCCCAAGGAACUCUUGAAGCUACUCAAGAUGCAUUUAUUCAGAUUAAAAAUAGUGGUCAUUUAUUGAUGGCAAUAUGUGGUAUGUCAUUCAGUAUAGCUUUUUUUAACUUUGCUGGUAUUAGUGUUACUAAAGAAAUAAGUGCUACCACAAGAAUGAUUUUAGAUAGUAUUCGAACAGUUAUUAUAUGGGUUAUUUCUUUAACAUUUAGAUGGCAAGCUUUUCAUUAUUUACAGCUCAUUGGUUUCACUAUUUUGCUCAUUGGAAUGUGUUCUUAUAAUAAUGUUGUUAUUCCUCAAUUAAUAAGAAAAUGUGGAUAUCGUCUAGGUCGUCAUAGACCGCCAGCACAUGAUCGUGAACGUAUUAUUAAUACAGCAGCAGAUGACAUUUCUGAAACUCAAUAAUAUUUACUUUUAAAUAUUUCAUUAUUUUGUAUUAUUGAAAAUUAUUUAGUUUUUCUAACAAAUAGUAAAAACUAUAAUUUUUUCAGUUUAUUUUAUAUAAAAUAGAUUACUAUAUAUUUAUCAGAAUUAUUUUAUAAAAUUAAUGAAAAAAUUUUAUAAAGUUAAUGAAAGUAAAUAGUAAAUAUAUUUUUAAAAUAUAACAGACUCAUUAAUGGAAAUGAAAAACAAAAUUCAAUAUAUAUAUAUUUUAUAAAUAUGAUAAAAUUCAUAUAAUUAUUUUUUUUAAAUAAUAUUCUACAUCAAAAUAUAUAGAUUAGAUUUAUUUAUAUAAAUCAUUUCUAUUUAUUUAUAUAAUGAAAAGAGAUUAAAAAGUAAAAGAAAAUAAAUCUGCUCAAAUUAAUGAAUAAUUGAAUAAAUAUAUUUUGAUUGAAAGCUUCAAAUUUUUUGUUUAUAAAAAAUUAAUUGCAAAACAUAAAUAAAUUCCAAUUUUUACAUAUACAAGUUUUUUAAAAAUUAUUUUAAACUGCAUAUCUUUAUAAAUUUAUAAACAUAUAUAUAUAUAUAUGUGUGUGUGUGUGUAUUUGAAUCAUAAUAUAAAAAUAUUUUUCAAUUAUUAAAAUUGUUCUAAUUGAUCUUUAUUACAGAUAUUAUUAAUAGUUUUAAAUCUCAAAGUUCUUAUGCUAUUGAAUGAAAUGUUCUAUAACUAAAUGUAUAAAUAUAUUUUAUUAUCAUAAAACAAAUAUAUUAAGAUAUAUUAACAUAAUAAAAAAAUAAUUAAAUUAUUUUUUUUUAUUUUAUAUAUUUUAUUUCUUUAGAAAUUAAUACACACACACACACACACACAAUAAUAAAUAUAUAUUAAUAAUCAUUUUUUAUUUUGUUUUAUUGUAUGAUAUUAUACAAUUAAUAAAGAGAUAUUAAAAGAAAA
This is a messenger RNA of Apis cerana (Asiatic honeybee), 2396 nucleotides long. It is a transcript of the gene Tango9, whose product is annotated as transport and golgi organization 9. Lineage: Eukaryota; Metazoa; Arthropoda; Insecta; Hymenoptera; Apidae. The record is from RefSeq and is a predicted model, not a curated record. Gene Ontology annotation, biological process: pyrimidine nucleotide-sugar transmembrane transport. Gene Ontology annotation, cellular component: Golgi membrane; intracellular membrane-bounded organelle. Gene Ontology annotation, molecular function: pyrimidine nucleotide-sugar transmembrane transporter activity.